Messenger RNA from Eremomyces bilateralis CBS 781.70, 1720 nucleotides. RefSeq names its product DNA-lyase. Gene Ontology annotation, cellular component: nucleus; mitochondrion. Bases 136 to 1713 code for a protein of 525 amino acids. The transcript is spliced from 2 exons. The record is from RefSeq and is a predicted model, not a curated record. NCBI's taxonomy places the organism in Eukaryota, Fungi, Ascomycota, Dothideomycetes, Eremomycetales, Eremomycetaceae. Gene Ontology annotation, molecular function: DNA binding; zinc ion binding; phosphoric diester hydrolase activity. Gene Ontology annotation, biological process: base-excision repair.
GUGAUACUAACUUCAGGAACCAAUUCGUACAUUAAAACCUUUCAGGACAGUCCGUAAUUUCUGUCAAGUCCCAUCACAAUACCAAUGGCUUGAACAUCCACCAUGCCUCGUUCCUCAUCUUCAUCUCUCUCCUCCAUGUCCGCUGAUGCCCCUGAGCCCGAGUCCAUAACCUCCGUCGCGUCUGAAGAAAUCGAGACGAAACACUCGUCGCAGAGCCGGAAGCGCAAGGUUGGAGCAGAACCUCCAUCUCGAAGCUCCAAACGCACGAAAGCUGCGGCCGUAGUGGAUAUAGAUGUCAAGAAGACGAGUGUUGUUCCCGAAAAAUCCACUAGAACUCUACAUCGCUCCAGAACAAGCAUCAAGCAAGAGACUCCGGUAGUAGCGGAAGCCGAUAUAACUAAGGAAGCGAAUGUGAAGAAGCGGUCAUCAAGGGCGAAGAAGACACCCGUUGUUCAAGAUCAGGAAGCGAUCGUCGACGAGGAAGUACAACCCAUCACGAAGCCCAAGCGGAAGACCAAGAAGCAAAAGGAAGAAGAAAUGCCCCCCCUCGCCGCCCGAACCAUCGGCAGUCAACUUCUUAUAGGUGCCCAUGUGAGCGGUGCCGGCGGCGUCCACAACUCCAUCCCCAACGCCCUUCACGUCGGCGCCAACAGCUUCGCCCUCUUCCUCAAAUCCCAACGCAAAUGGGCGAACCCGCCCCUCGAUCCUACCAUCCCACCCCUCUUCACCUCCGCAUGCUCACACCAUAAAUACGACGCGGGGGUGCACAUCGUCCCGCACGGCUCGUAUCUCGUUAAUCUCGCGCACCCGGACCCCGCUCGGACGAAGCAGGCGUAUGAGAGCUUCGUAGAUGAUCUGUCGCGGUGCGAGAAGCUAGGGAUUCGGCUGUAUAACUUCCAUCCGGGAAACAGUGCCGGCGCACCGGAUCGGGCGAGCGCGAUUCGCCAUCUGGCGGCGCAGAUGAACAGGGCGCAUCAGGACCCGGCCACAGGGGACGUCAUUACGCUACUGGAGACGAUGGCGGGCGGGAAGAAUACCCUCGGGAGCACGUUCGAGGAUCUACGCGAUAUUAUCGCGCUGAUUGAGAAGAAGGAGAGAGUGGGGGUGUGUUUGGAUACCUGCCACAUCUUCGCCGCAGGCUACGAUGUCCGCACGCCAGAUGCGUAUCAAUCGACGAUGAAGCGGUUCGAUACGAUUGUUGGGAAGGAGUACCUGAAGGCCGCGCAUAUCAACGACUCGAAGGCGCCGCUGGGGAGCGCGCGGGAUUUGCACGCGAAUAUCGGGACAGGGUUUCUGGGGCUGCGGGCGUUUUGGAACUUGGUGAAUGAUGGGCGGUUUCAUGGGCUGCCGUUGGUGUUGGAGACGCCGAUUGACGUGCCAGUGAAGGCGGAGCUGGUGGGUGGUGGGGAAGCGGAGAGUGGGAAGAAGAAGGGUCCGGUGAAGAAGGCGAAGGCGGUGGAGGAUAAAGGGAUCUGGGCACGGGAGAUCAAGUUGCUGGAACAGCUGCGGGGGAUGGAUGUGGAGAGUCGGGAGUUUGAAGAGAUGGAGACGCGGUUGGCUGCGGAGGGGGCGGCCGAGAGGGAUAGGGUGGAAGACCAGGUUCGACGAAGGGACGAUAAGGCGGCGAAGAAGUCAGCUGGGACAGGGAGGGGGAGGAAGAAAGCGGCCGAAACAGAGACAGAGAGUUCGUUGGACGAGGAUGAAUUGGAUUAGCGUGUCG